AUGACUGCACCAAAGGACCACGGUGCUCGUCAAAGCUUCUGGGGCAAAUUUCUCCGCACCCUGAUGGGCAAGCUCGAAGAAUGGCUGCUCCCCAUUCGCAUGCGCAUCGGCAACAAGAUCAUGUACGAUGAGCAGCGGAAAAUUGUUCAAGUGUCGGGCCGGAAAUUGAUCAAAGGGCCAUGUUCGCAGCAGGAAUUGGAAGCCAUGCAGUAUGCCGCCUCACGCACGUCGGUGCCUUUACCCCGUAUCCAUCGGACAUAUCAGUUACGCCAAGGAUUGUUCAUCGCCAUGGACUACAUUCAGGGUGAAUCCCUCGAGGACUUGUGGGCUCGUCUGGCUGAUGAGGAGAAGCGGAAAACUGUUGCCCAGUUGUGGGACAGUGUGAAGCAACUUCAUGCGUGUCAUCCGCCAUCUCAGCUUAGUGGCGUUACUGCAGCAUCAAUUGGGGGGGGACCAGUCCGGGACGGAGCACUCGGUGUGGAAGAUGAUGGACCAUCCGGGCUUGGUCCAUUCAUCGACUCGAGUGAUUUCUUAUCCGUCCUCGAUGAGAGGACCGACUUUGCAGAGUUCCAUCGCCAGCCCGACCGAGUCGGUUUUGUUCAUGCAGAUAUAUGCCCGCGGAAUAUCAUCCGAACCGCAGAUGGCAAAUUGUAUCUUAUUGACUGGGAGUUUGCCGGAUGGUGGCCGUUAUGUAAAGAAAAAUCCCCCUCUUGCUUUGACCCGGGAAACAUGUUGCUAAAGAGCUAUGCAGAUUGGGAGCGCAUGAAGUGGCACUUUGCGGAUUUUCCGCCAAUGCCGGAUUUUAUUAGUCUCAUGGACGAGUUUUCGGCUGAGGAGUCUGGACAAGCCAUCAAAUAG
This is a messenger RNA of Metarhizium acridum CQMa 102, 858 nucleotides long. The record is from RefSeq and is a predicted model, not a curated record. Lineage: Eukaryota; Fungi; Ascomycota; Sordariomycetes; Hypocreales; Clavicipitaceae.